GCCAGGCUGCCCAACCCCGGCUGGAACAAUAAUAUUUUGCCCUUUUAUUUACUAUCGCACAAAUGUUUGACCUUUCUUGAAAAAGGAGUUUUUCAAUAAAUAAAAAAAAAUCGGCUUUCCUCUUAGUAAACCGGUAUUUUCCAAUAAAACAAUAUUUAAUUCUGAAAAUGCAUUAACAACAAGCGGACUUAUUGAUUCACAUCGGAUAGGACAACGACCACUGCUCAAACCUACUUUUGCAACUUUCAGGAUCUAUUAUUAUUGACUGACAUUCAUUCAUAAUUAGUGCCAGAAGAUUAAUUUUCAAAGUCAAAAUGAAGAUGGGACUUUUGAAAAAUUUUCUACACUUUUUCACCCUCAGACAGGGAACUUUGCUAAUCGCAAAACUGCAAUUGUUACUUUCUGGGUACAUAAUAAUUUUCCUAGUCUUGGGUCUGGCCCAUGUGACGGGAAUCCAAGAAAUGAUUGUCAGAGACACCGAAGAUGCUUUGGAGAGAGAAGCAUUGGAAGAAAUUACUUCAAAACGCCUAAAUAGUCAACGAAUGGAACUGGCACACCAAAAAGCUAUGGAGGAAAUGUACUCAAUGUACUUUGGUCUAGUGAUGACAAUAAUCCACUUCAUUACUUCGAUACUUUUGCUUUAUGGUGCUUUGAUGAGCAAUCGAUUUUUUAUGGCUCCCUGGAUGAUGAUGAUGAUGACAAUCAUCGCUUCUCUAAUCAUAUCACUAUUUAUCGUCAGAACAGACGACUGUCCUUUAAUUGCUCUCAUGGGAGGAAAAGCCAACAUUAGUGACCGACUCUUUGUACUCUUUUGCGCAACUGUUUGCAUGUACAUGUGGUUGGUAGUUUACUCAACGUACAAAAGUCUUGAAAUCAAGAAGGGAAUAAUUCACGAGGUACAUGAGGCGAAAAUAAAAUAUGCUCUCCCUAUUUCUAUGCACCAGGAGAAACACUCACAUAAAAAUAGCAUUCCACAGCCAUAUGACGUUUAGGGUAGUCAAAUUCACCUAACAAUUGCAAAUAAACGAAAAAAAUCAACAUUGAGCAUCAAUUGACGUGUUUGCGAUUUCAACUCCAAUGAAGGAAUUAUAAACUUCUGUUUCGAUUAUCUCAUAUCACGAUACUUGUUUCUCGUAAUUCCAAGUGAAGAAAAUCCAAGAAGAACCCAUUAGAAAUGAAGUAAAACUAGAAAUGAAUUAGUGAAUUUGCUGAUUGUGAUAAAUUAAUUAAGAGAAUAUCUUAGCGCUGUGAGUAAAAGCAAAAAAGAAGACUUGCAAUAGUAUAUUUCGAUAGGAGAGGCCAAAUGGGCUUUUUGCUCACGGCGAGUGUGAAGCUUUUUGCUCACUGCGAGUGCAAAGCUGUUUGCUCAUUGCGAGUGUGAAACUGUGCCUUCACUCUCAUAGUGAGCAAACCGCCCGCGAGGCCUCGUGUAUCAUAUUUUCCUUUAUCAAUUAUUGUGCAAAACCUGAGAUUAUUAACCGUUUACAAACAACGAAUAUAACUUCACUAACCCAUCUUGAUUUAAAAAAAAUUAAUUGUUUACGACGCUAAAUGACAUUAAUAGUAGAAAUGGCGAGCAAAAUGUUUGGGUAGCCAUGGAGAGUAUUUUGCUCACCAUAGAUAGAAUUUUGCUCACCAGACAUAAUUUUGCUCAUCGAUGUUGGAUAUUUUUCUCACAGUCUUCGCACACUGUGCGGAAUCGGCCAUUUUUGUUGUCUAUAAACAGUGAAUAAACAAAGGUUUUGCAUGAAUGUGUAAAGAAAAAAAGAGAUUUCUUUUAUGUAGAGAGUUUCAUUGGGUAUCACAGCUUUAUCAAUGUUAAAUCACGGAAUAGACCGUAUAAAAAACCGUAUUAUAUAUAAACUCGUAAACCUAAAAUCAAAUCAACUCGAAAUAAAGAUUAGUAUAUAAUAGUGACGGAAUAUUAAAUCCGUACAUCGAAGAUGGAAAUAAGUUAUUUAUUUUUUAAUAGAUGUUAUAUUCAAGUAGAAAAACUGAAUAGUUUUUUGAAAUUUAAGAUAUGUCCGAGAAACUUGUAAAAUAUGCCUAAGUAAAAAAGCAUGAUGAAUUGUACUUUAUAUUUCAGAAAACCAAACAUUUCUGUGAAAUUACAAUCUUGCUAUUUAAUGACGAUGUUCAAUAUCCAAAAAUAAAAAAAAAUGGAUAAGAUUAUUAAACUUAAAGAAAUUUACGCC
Belonocnema kinseyi is the source of this 2195-nucleotide messenger RNA. RefSeq lists its product as uncharacterized. The record is from RefSeq and is a predicted model, not a curated record. NCBI's taxonomy places the organism in Eukaryota, Metazoa, Arthropoda, Insecta, Hymenoptera, Cynipidae. The transcript has 6 exons. The coding region runs from base 315 to 992 and encodes 225 amino acids.